AUGCAGCUGCGGGCUCACGCAUGUCUGGUGGCGUGCCUCCUCAUCUCGGCUGUGGUUGGGGCUGUGGCGGUGACCAGCGAAACCCCCGUCGCCAAGACCAGGCCUCUGGCCUUUCCGUUCAACGUCAAUUUCAAGCCUCAGGACACUUGGGCUCCCGAGGCGGUCUUUGGCGUGUUUGUUUUCCUUUUCCUGAUUAACAUUUGGCGUGGGAGGCAGAGCAAUGAGCGCCGAGCAAUCUUCUGGGCCACCCAGCUCAUCUCGGCGGAGAGCCAGCUGCCUGACAACUUUGCCCUGAUCGGUCCCGGCAACUCUGGCGAGGGCGAGGUGCUGGUCCGUGAGAGCAUGAACAUAUACUGCGUGCAUGUCUCCGGCCGCCGCUACUGCAAGAGUGGCCGCCUGACCUUCUUCUUCCGGAAGCGACAGGACCUGCUGGCCUGGGCGGUGAGCGGCAUUACCCGGUCCCCAGAUGUCCUGGACAUCCAAAUCGACCUCAGCCCAGGGUCUAUCCCGCCUCUGGUCCUGCUGAUCGCCAGGGCUGGCCAUGCCAAGACACUGGCCAAGGAGCAGGCCGAUGUCAAAACAUUCACCAAGUUGCUGGAGGUGAAGAAGGACCGCCUGGCGGCAUGGCCAUCCAUCGACCUGGCAGUCUACGCCGAGCAGGCAUCCGCCUUCUACGACCUCAUGACGCCCUACCUCCUGAGCCACUCCUUUGGACAAGGCGCCUGGGAGGAGUUGGGGACCUGCUUCCGCCACCUCCACAUCACCAGCGAGGGCCAGGGUGACGAUACCAAGCAGGCGAGACAGCAAGCAAAGCGUGCGGCAGAGAACAGAGCCAAAAAGGAGGUUCUGGCCCUGAAAGCUGCUGAGCAGAAGCGACAGGAAGAGCUGAUGGCACGGCGAGAGAAGAAGGCUGAGCAGGAUCAGCCCAUGAGGGCGGCCUCCACCGCCGGUGCUUCUGGCGAUGAGCUGAGGGACGAGCUGGGUUUCAAGCUCAUGCGCAAGGGCGUGAAGGAGUUCAGCGGGGAGACCAUCCUGACACCACGAUUCUACACCACCGACUUCGAGGAGAUGGAGAAGAUGUACUCCCUGGAGGAGAACCCCAACCUGAAAAUGGAUGAGCUGGAGGCGAUGCUGGCGGAGUUCAGGCGCGACUACAACCAGUGCCACUUUGUGCGCAACGCUACCUUCCCUGAGGCGGCCAAGAAGCUGACGGGGAACACGCGCAAGAUCUUCAUCGAGUUCCUGGAGAGGUCCUGCACCGCUGAGUUCUCCGGCUUCCUGCUCUACAAGGAGCUGGGACGGCGCCUGAAGAAGGCCAACCCCGUGCUCGCCGAGAUCUUCACCCUCCUCUCGCGCGACGAGGCGCGGCACGCGGGUUUCAUCAACAAGUCCAUGAGCGACUUCAACCUGGCGUUGGAUCUGGGCUUCCUGACCCGCAACCGCAAGUACACUUUCUUCAAGCCCAAGUUCAUCAUCUAUGCCACCUAUCUGUCGGAGAAGAUCGGGUACUGGCGCUACAUCAGCAUCUACCGCCAUCUCCAGCGCAACCCCGACUGCCAGCUGUACCCCCUCUUUGAGUACUUUGAGAAUUGGUGCCAGGAUGAGUCCCGGCACGGUGACUUCCUGGCGGCCACCCUGAAGUGCCAGCCGGAGCUCCUUGAGGGCACGGCGGCGCGUCUCUGGUCCCGCUUCUUCUGCCUGUCCGUAUACAUCACCAUGUACCUUAACGACCACCAGCGCUCCUUCUUCUACGAGUCGUUGGGCAUGGACACCACGCGCUUCAACAAGCACGUCAUCCUGGAGACAAACAACACCACGGAGCGCAUCUUCCCUGAGGUGCCUGACGUGGAGAACCCCGCCUUCUUCCAGCGCCUGGACGAGAUGGUGAAGCACAACAACGCCAUCGUGCAGAUUGGGCGGUCGGACGCCCCCAACUGGCUUAAGAACCUGCAGAAGCUGCCGCACCUGGAGCGCAUCGCCAAGGGCUGCAUCCUCCUCUUCCUGGCCCCCGCCAAGCGCGUAGGCUCCUUGGAUGUGGAGGGUGACGCCGCCUUCCAGUACUGA
Molecule: messenger RNA, 2064 nt
Organism: Auxenochlorella protothecoides
Lineage: Eukaryota; Viridiplantae; Chlorophyta; Trebouxiophyceae; Chlorellales; Chlorellaceae
Product: Magnesium-protoporphyrin IX monomethyl ester [oxidative] cyclase 2, chloroplastic
Exons: 11
Coding region: 1-2064 (687 amino acids)
Biological process (GO): chlorophyll biosynthetic process; endoplasmic reticulum calcium ion homeostasis; photosynthesis
Cellular component (GO): chloroplast thylakoid membrane; endoplasmic reticulum
Molecular function (GO): magnesium-protoporphyrin IX monomethyl ester (oxidative) cyclase activity; calcium ion binding
Source: RefSeq, a predicted model, not a curated record